ACACGUUCGUCCUUCGCUCAAAUGUGUCCUCCAUUUGACACCUGCUGUGUUAUGUGUGUUGCUGGUUACAGAAAAUCUAAAGUUAUGUAGGUUUGAGAACUUCAUUUAAGUGCCUCGACGGAGAAAUUCGCCCAGAGACAAUAAACAAGUAAGAACAAGCAUUGCAUACUGAUGUAGGAUGGCCUCCCCUUCACCCCACGAUCGCAGUCGCAAAGACGAUGAGGAUGACCCUGUUGAACAGAUGAUAUCCCGCACUGGCUGUGCAGAGCUCCACUAUGCUGUGCAGGAGUGCAUGGCUGAACACCAGGACUGGCGAGUGUGUCAGAACCAGGUGCAGACUUUCAAAGACUGCAUGAUGAGUUUCCAAAAAGCUCGUAAAGAACAGCUGAUAAAGCAGCGAUCAGCCUCCACCGAGUCUUCGCCCAGCUGAGCUCAGAAAACCGCCAACACACAGCUGGAUCUGUUCGGGACCUGACCUACUCAUUUAAAGUGGAAAGAUUGUACCUAAUAUAAUUAUUUGUAAUGAAAAUAAAGGACGAAUAGCAACAUAAAAUCCUGAUUUGGACUUUAAAGUGUGUGCUAUAGAGCUGAUACUUGUGAUUUAUCGGCUAAUAUAAACUUAUUAAAGACUUUUCCUACCAGUA
Molecule: messenger RNA, 644 nt
Organism: Amphiprion ocellaris (clown anemonefish)
Lineage: Eukaryota; Metazoa; Chordata; Actinopteri; Pomacentridae
Gene: coa4
Product: cytochrome c oxidase assembly factor 4 homolog, mitochondrial
Exons: 2
Coding region: 179-430 (83 amino acids)
Biological process (GO): mitochondrial respiratory chain complex IV assembly
Cellular component (GO): mitochondrial intermembrane space
Source: RefSeq, a predicted model, not a curated record